Suillus subaureus is the source of this 940-nucleotide messenger RNA. RefSeq lists its product as uncharacterized. NCBI's taxonomy places the organism in Eukaryota, Fungi, Basidiomycota, Agaricomycetes, Boletales, Suillaceae. Bases 349 to 684 code for a protein of 111 amino acids. The record is from RefSeq and is a predicted model, not a curated record. The transcript is spliced from 2 exons.
ACUUCAAGGCCAAAUGCCGAGUCGUGGUGAAAUCGUCUGCUGAAGUAAGUAGGUUUUAGUACUACUAGUAUGGACGUACUAAACCGGUCAUUUCCCGCCGAAACACGUACAACUACAACAACAUCUCCGACAAGUGCUUCCCUCCCUCAGACACCACGAGAAACUCGACUUUGAUGUCCUCGGCAGCUGCGAGCUGACUAAUAAUGAGAGCUCCAAGCUCAAAAGUCAAUCGUAUACGAAAGGAAGGACCUCGCUUGCAAAUGCGACGGAGGCGGGCCGUACAAGCCUUGAGCGUGCGCCGCCAUAAGGGCCAGCUUCAAAGACUGAGUGCGGUGGCACGGACUCGGCAUGAUUCAUGUUUCACACUCCGGCGUAGUGUUGUUUCUGGGCGACGAAUUCUGUUUGCUUCUCAUUCGAGACGCUGUUCGUCUGACAGCUUCGUGGGAGGUCGUCCCCAACACCCACUUUAGUGGGAUUCCCUCACUUCAAGGUACGAGCAUUACUCCUUCAAUCCCGUGCAAGACCCCGAGGAGCCCAUUUUUCUUAGUUCCAACAGUUAUUCUUUCGCUGACCCUGUCUGUCAAUGUCUUGCGUCCCAACAUUGCGCCUGCAGCUCACUCCUCCAUGUCACAGUACGUUCCAAUUCAGUUCAAUGCCCUUGUUCGACAAACUCCCUUCGUAUAGUCCAAAUUCUAACUUAUCCUAGCGCCCACUGUUCACACCACUCAAAUCAUAGACCUGCCGUCGCCAUCGCGCUCUGGCUUCCGCUCAUUCACCCCCUUUGACAUUAACCACAAGCCUACACCUUUUUAUCUUGUUCUCCUGCAUGGCAAAAGUUGGGACCCGUCAAUUUGGUAGCUGUACUCGGCUUUCAUUCAAAGUCAAUUGAUACGGUCGUUAUUUUAGACAUUUGUCCUGAACUGACAUUCCAAGUCAAACA